Messenger RNA from Drosophila yakuba, 1218 nucleotides. RefSeq names its product transcription factor Ouib. Gene Ontology annotation, molecular function: zinc ion binding; DNA-binding transcription factor activity, RNA polymerase II-specific; RNA polymerase II cis-regulatory region sequence-specific DNA binding. The record is from RefSeq and is a predicted model, not a curated record. Gene Ontology annotation, cellular component: nucleus. NCBI's taxonomy places the organism in Eukaryota, Metazoa, Arthropoda, Insecta, Diptera, Drosophilidae. Gene Ontology annotation, biological process: regulation of transcription by RNA polymerase II. The transcript is spliced from 4 exons. Bases 82 to 1194 code for a protein of 370 amino acids.
AUUUGUCAUUCUGACCUACGGUCACACUCGCAUGCAUGUCAAACAAAUAAAUUUAAAUAAUUUGCAAAUCAAUUGCAUAAAAUGAAAGAGUUCUGCCGCACCUGCGGCCAGACCGUCGUGGCCGAACAGUGCCUUCAGAUCUUCUCGCCCGAGGGCAGGAAGCUGCUGCAGUGCGUCCGCUUCAUAACAAACUGCUGGCUGCAGAAUGUCCAGGAUUUGCCCAAUCACAUAUGCAUGGACUGCCAGGUGCUGCUCAAGCAAGUGCAAAAGUUUCGACGGCGAUGUGCAAAGAUUGAAAAGUACUUCGCCAGGCGCCGGAGGAGAAUGAAUCUCGGCGAGGCUCCCGCAGCCAUGGAGCAACUUCCCGUCCAGCAGGCAGCUGCUCCGGAUCCACUGGGCAUUGACGAGCUGAUGGCAACCAGUGAAAUCAAAAUAGAACCCACCCAGUUACAAAUCGACGAGGACCCUCAGCCGUUGUAUCCCGAAAAUCAGCUUGAACAAAGUCUAAGCUAUGAGAAUGGACCGGGUGAAGACUUUCUACCCCUGCCCGAGGACUAUGGAGAGGUACAGACUGAAGUGGCGGCCACCACCGCCAACUCCACCACCAACGAGCCACCACAGCGAAGAAUCAAGAACUCGGCCAAAAUCAAAUCCAAGAAGCACACAAUGCGCAUGGGCCGAAAGCUUAUUCAUGUGAAAGUCAUCGAUGAUAAGCAGCCAAAGCGCAUUGUGGACCGAAAUGGACCCAGUGCCAAGCCCUGCAUCUGCGAGCACUGCGGCAGGCAAUUCAAAGACACCAGCAAUCUCCAUGUCCAUCUGCUACGGCACACGGGCACCAAGCCCUUCGAGUGCGACCAGUGCCAUCAGAAGUGCUACACCCUCCACCUGCUGCGGCGUCACCAGCUGAAGCACACAGAGGGUCCCUACGCCUGCACCUUCUGCGGCCUGGAGUACAGCACGAACAGCUCUCGCGUGAGACAUGAAAGGGAGGCCUGCAAGAAGGGACGAGCGCCGCAGUCCAAGUGGGAAAUCAUUAAGAAGGGCGAGCGCACUUUCCACUGCGAGGUGUGCGAUCUCUGGUUCCUGCGCGCAGGCAACUUUACGCAGCACAUCAACUCCUCGAGUCACAUUGAAAAUGAACGCAGAAAGAAAAGAAAAUCAAACUCAGUGCAUCCAGCCGCCAUAAAUUCAUAAAUGAACUAAGUGAAAAUUCAAAAA